Lepisosteus oculatus (spotted gar) is the source of this 2651-nucleotide messenger RNA. It is a transcript of the gene orai1b, whose product is annotated as ORAI calcium release-activated calcium modulator 1b. Gene Ontology annotation, molecular function: store-operated calcium channel activity. Gene Ontology annotation, biological process: store-operated calcium entry. NCBI's taxonomy places the organism in Eukaryota, Metazoa, Chordata, Actinopteri, Semionotiformes, Lepisosteidae. The record is from RefSeq and is a predicted model, not a curated record. Gene Ontology annotation, cellular component: membrane.
AGCCGCACAGGGUUCUGGGAAACAGAGGGCGUCUUGUUCUCUCUGCUCUGUGGAUAAGAAGUUGAGACGGAGCGGUCUGUCGGUAGCCGGCUGCCCGUUGCUCCCCCCCCCCGCACCCCCCGGUCCCGGAGUCUUUGAACCGCAGGGUCUCAUGAGGCCGCCUCCUGAGGCUGGGACGGUCUGCUCUUCCAAACGGAAGAUCCUGUCGUAACCGCGAAGCGGCCCGUUUUGCAGCCUGCCCAAGUUUGCCCAGCGCUUCUCCUUGAUGAGCCUUAACGAGCACUCGCUGCAGGCUCUGUCCUGGAGGAAGCUCUAUCUGAGCAGAGCCAAGCUCAAGGCUUCGAGCAGAACGUCAGCCCUUCUCUCAGGUUUCGCAAUGGUAGCUAUGGUGGAGGUCCAGCUGGAGCCCAACCAUGACUACCCCCCCGGCCUGCUGAUCGCCUUCAGCGCCUGCACCACUGUGCUGGUGGCCGUGCACCUCUUCGCCCUCAUGAUCAGCACAUGCAUCCUGCCCAACAUCGAGGCGGUGAGCAACGUGCACAACCUCAACUCCGUCAAGGAGUCGCCCCACGAGCGCAUGCACCGGCACAUCGAGCUGGCCUGGGCCUUCUCCACCGUCAUCGGCACCCUGCUCUUCCUGGCCGAGGUGGUGCUGCUGUGCUGGGUCAAGUUCCUGCCCGUCAAGAGGAACCCCCUGUCCCCGUCCGGCGAGCACAACGCCACCGAGACCAUCAGCGCCGGGGAGGCGGCGGCCAUCGCCUCCACGUCCAUCAUGGUGCCCUUCGGGCUGAUCUUCAUCGUCUUCGCGGUGCAUUUCUACCGGUCGCUCGUCAGCCACAAGACAGACAGGCAGUUCCAGGAGCUGGAAGAACUUUCCAAUUUUGCCAGACUCCAGAACCAGCUGGACCACAGAGAAGCUCCGAUGCAGUCACCGAGCAGUCAUUUUCCCUAAACGGAAAAUAAACGCCCCACUUGAGCCACUGAACUCUUGAUUGUUAUGGCUACUGUAAUAUGUUACCUGAUGCAUGGACGGGUUCUACUGUUUUAAACUAAUGACUGGUUUUUGUUGCCUAGAAAACAUCAUUUGUAAGAUUUACUGUACAGUUUUGCUGCUGUUUCAAGGGGUUUUGCAUAUCUGUGCAUAUUUUAUAUAGAAAUGCAGAGGUUACAUUUUUACAGUCGACGGAUAAAGGUGUUUAGCACUGCAGUAGCGCAUGCAUUUUUAAGUUUUGAUUGGAUUGUGUAGGGUUCUGCAGUUUUUCUUAUUUUGCCCCCUCUUAUCAGUAUAUGAAUUGUAAGAAAGAGAACCUAGAACAUUGAAUGAUUUUUGUGCAGUGCAUUACUUUUGCUACAGUAUUCGAUCAUUAUUGAGGCAAUUAGUUGUAAAAUGUUUUCUUUGAACUUGAUACAGCUUUAAAAAAUAAAUAUAUAUUGCUUAAAAAAAGCAAUGAGAUUUCACAAGAAUAGUUGCCUUAAAUUGUAGUGGUUACCUCAUUAACAAGUUUUAAAAAGGCAUUGUAGAAUGAGUCUGCAAAGUCAAGAAUCUUUGUUCAAUGUGCCUGUUUAAUACCCUUUUAAUAAUCUGUCAUAAGAUGAAACUGCUUUUGUAUAGUGAUGAUAUGAAAAUAUAAGGUGAAUGACAGAUCCCUUGAAUAUUUCACUGAAAAUCAAGGGACUAGCAUCUUUAAAACCACAACAUAAAUUAGUUGGGUUUAGCUUCAUAAGGACAGUGCCAAGUCUUAAUAUGGCUCUUUGAACCAAAAUUGUUUCAUCUUAACACUGCAUUUGACUAUUCCACUAUUGUGGAAAGAUACAUUAGUAGAGGUACAUUCAAGCAAAAAAGAAAAUGUUGAAACUAAUUUUGGAAUUUAGUUGUAUUUAUAUAUUUUGUGGCGAAGAAAAAGGUGUUUUUAAUAGGUGAAUGUUAAUGGAGUCUACUGUAAUCAUUGUUGGCAAUAGGGAGAAAUGCAUCCCACUGCUGGCACCUACUGGCCAUUAAGAAGUAGUGAAUUAAGAAAUGCUCUGGCCAGACCGCUACACUGGAUCCUGUUCUUCCUGAUAAUUUGAAGACUUGAGUGAACAGCACAAGCCAUGAAUUCCUAAAUUCGGAAGCUACAAAACUGAUACAGACUGUGUUAGCUAAUACCAUGACAAGAUUGUUUUUUAUACUCAUAAGGUCAACUUAUUAGUAUUUAAUGAAAUGCUGUUCAAGAUCACUGGGGAAAAACACUUUUGUUUAAUAUUUUAUGACUGUUAAAUGUACAGUAUAUGGAAAUCUUUUCUUUACACACACACCAAGAAAAGUCAGGAAAACUAAGACUGCAAAAUGCUUUUCAGUGAUAUAUUUUCUUUAACUUAAGUAUUGAACUGCUUAACAAAAUGAGUAAACUUCUGAUCAUCUGUACUAUACCUACAAUUCAGGGUACUUCUAAAUAUAAUAUAUUUCCAAACCUAUCUAGUGCACAGAUGAUUACAAUAGGUUUGUUAGUCUUACUAUUUUUUAACCAAAAAAAGUAUACCAAGAGUGAAUGUGUAAUCAGCUUGUUCAUUAAAUUAUUUUUGUCAAUUGUGUAUUUUUAAACUUCUGAAAGCUGUAAAUGUCCAAAAACUGCACAAAAGCAAUGGUAUUUAAAUAUACCUUUUGUAUCCUG